Molecule: messenger RNA, 2317 nt
Organism: Notodromas monacha
Lineage: Eukaryota; Metazoa; Arthropoda; Ostracoda; Podocopida; Cyprididae
Source: the annotation of a GenBank genome assembly
AUGUUGACGAGUGAUUGCGUUCAGAUCAUCAAGUCGAGCGUGGCGAUUUUGCUUUUGCGACUCUGCGGCGGGGACGCGUUUGAAGAAUGCAAAUCCCGAAUCGCGAUGCUCACAGAUGCCUUCGGGACCAACACGGCGUACCGAUUAAUUCAUGACAAGCAAUCUCCUAUUUCGUGGAUACCUCAAGAUUGUCAACCUCUUCACUUAUGGAUGUACAUACGACACGGGACUAGGUUUCCGAAGGAGCAGAAAAUUGUUCGAUACCGUCGCCGGUUAGAAGAACUGCGCCAGUGGAGCAUCGACGUGGGAAACGGUGGAAAGUUGUGUCCUUCGGAAUUGGAAUACAUGAAGAAUUGGACAUUCUUUGACCUCCAUCCGUCUGUGGGUCACCAUUUGGCCGCGGAAGGAGAGCGUGAAAUGGAGUCCCUCGGAAAGCGAAUCCGAGCCGCGUUUUCCGACUUUGAGGUCGAAGAUUCACAGUUUCAUGCAACCCCGACGCAAAGAGCCGUGAAAAGCGGGGAAUUUUUCAUGAUGGGUUUUCUUGGCAGUGAGGAAGCGAGUGGCAAGCGGAUUCAUGUCGUGACCGAAGGCGAUGAAGUUUUACGGCCUUACAAAACAUGUCAGUAUUGGAUUGACAACGUGAAGCAUGAACCGUCUAGCAAGGCUGAGUACGAGCGUUUCUUGAAAAGUGAACCUGUUGAGAGAAUUCGUCGGAACUUCGUCGAGCUAUUCGGAAUUCCAGACGAAAUUGUGACGCCUGAAGAUGUGAUCCUUGCCCACAACGUGUGUGGAUUCGAAACUGCCUGGAACUUCACGGGGAACGCGUCCGUGUGGUGUGCGCCCUUCAGUUCGCAAGCAGACUUGAAUGCGAUGGAGUACCUUGAAGACUUGGACCGCUGGCACGUUCAUGCACAUGGCAACAAGAUAAACUCUAUGCUGGCGUGCGAAACUGCGAAGAACAUCGUGGACAGUUUCCGUGCUUCGGCGCUCGAUCGCACCUUCAAGGCAAAAUUUCAUUUCACGCACUGCGGCGCCUUGCAAAAGUUGAUCACGCGAUUAAGACUGUUUAAAGACGAUCACGUGCUCAAGGCGGGCGAUUAUCCCGGCGAGAUAGCCGAGAACCGGAUUUGGCGCGGUUCGAAAACGACGCCAUUUGGUGCAAAUAUCGCAUUGGUUUUGUACAACUGCGCGGGCAGUUUGAAAGUUGGCGUGUAUGCCAACGAACAGCAGAUGCGGGUGCCAUUUUGUUCGUCAGGGUUGUGCGAUCUCGAAGAGUUCUCGAUGCAUUUUGCGAAGGGCUACUGUCAUAUCCAGUCGUUGUGUGGAAGCAAUUCAGCACUGGCGUACGCUGUGGCUGCGUUCGUUGUUGGAUGCACGAUGUUUGUCGCUGUGAACUCUAUGUGGUCUCGCGAUAGGGGGUUGAAGAAGGAACUUUGAGUUUUUCUGGUGGAUUCCAGCAGCUUGACAGAACAAAUUGGAAAAAAUGAGGAUUGCCGUUUAAUCAAUCCACUCGAGAUGAUCGGUAGCUUCGAUGACAAGAAAAAAUGACGAGAUUGCGGUUUUCGUUCAAUCAAUCCACCACGGAUGACCGUAGUUCGGAUGAUCGUGAUUCCCCUGGAACUGAUACGAUGGGCUGUGACAAUUCUCAAGCAAGAGACUCCGUUUCUGUUUUUGUUUCUUUUGACGAAACGGUUGUCGCGUAUUUCUGACUCGGGUGCUCAAUGAAAUGACUUUCGUACUGCAUUUCAACCACUGCAGAAAGGCAGAAUUCUCGUGCUGUUGAAAUCAUGCCAGCCGGUUUACAGAGUGAAUUUUAGUGCGGAAGGAAGCUUUUUUUGUUUUUGGUGCUGUUCUGGUGCGCGAUCUACCGCUUAGUCGCUUCUUGGUAUCCGAAAAACUCGUAUGUGAAUCAAUUUUUUGCUUCAUCUUAUUUGUUUUUUGUAGUGAAUGUUAUUACGGUGAUGCAUUAUUUCGUUACCCUGAUUUACUUCGUUCCACUGCAAACAUUCCUAAUUGGUCCUCAUUUAAAUGGCACUUCCUGUGAAUCUCUUGAGCUGUAUGAUUGUAUCAAAGGGAAUGACAUUUUGAAGAAAUAGCUGAGAAAGAAAAGGUGCAAAUCUGGUUUUCUGGACGGAUUCAGUCUUCGUAUAUUCUUAGUUGGUGGAUUGCCUACCAGCGCAGCAUUUUCUAUUUUAGCAAAGCUGACUCACGGACGUCAUCUUUUCUCGGAACAAUGUUGUUGACACUGGAAUUAUCAAUUGUUUCUCUUCGUCGGGAUGGUUUGUUUGAAAUGAAAUAUUCUGCAUCUUCCGAAUAA